UCCGGGGACUGGGUUGCUCCGUGUGAUUGGCCGGCGAAGUCACAUGGUGAAAGUAACUUUACAGGGUCGCUAGCUAGUAGGAGGGCUUUAUGGAGCAGAAAAACGACAAAGCGAGAAAAAUUAUUUUCCACUCCAGAAAUUAAUGAUCAUGAGCUCCUAUUUGAUGGACUCUAACUACAUCGAUCCGAAAUUUCCUCCAUGCGAAGAAUAUUCGCAAAAUAGCUACAUCCCUGAACACAGUCCGGAAUAUUACGGCCGGACCAGGGAAUCGGGAUUCCAGCAUCACCACCAGGAGCUGUACCCACCACCGCCUCCGCGCCCUAGCUACCCUGAGCGCCAGUAUAGCUGCACCAGUCUCCAGGGGCCGGGCAAUUCGCGAGGCCACGGGCCGGCCCAGGCGGGCCACCACCACCCCGAGAAAUCACAGUCGCUCUGCGAGCCGGCGCCUCACUCAGGCGCCUCCGCCUCCCCGUCCCCAGCCCCGCCAGCCUGCAGCCAGCCAGCCCCCGACCAUCCCUCCAGCGCCGCCAGCAAGCAACCCAUAGUCUACCCAUGGAUGAAAAAAAUUCACGUUAGCACGGUGAACCCCAAUUAUAACGGAGGGGAACCCAAGCGCUCGAGGACAGCCUAUACCCGGCAGCAAGUCCUGGAAUUAGAGAAAGAGUUUCAUUACAACCGCUACCUGACCCGAAGGAGAAGGAUCGAGAUCGCCCACUCGCUGUGCCUCUCUGAGAGGCAGAUCAAAAUCUGGUUCCAAAACCGUCGCAUGAAAUGGAAGAAGGACCACCGACUCCCCAACACCAAAGUCAGGUCAGCACCCCCGGCCGGCGCUGCGCCCAGCACCCUUUCGGCAGCUACCCCGGGUACUUCUGAAGACCACUCCCAGAGCGCCACGCCGCCGGAGCAGCAACGGGCAGAGGACAUUACCAGGUUAUAAAACAUAACUCACACCCCUGCCCCCACCCCAUGCCCCCACCCUCCCCUCACACACAAAUUGACUCUUAUUUAUAGAAUUUAAUAUAUAUAUAUAUAUAUAUAUAUAGGUUCUUUUCUCUCUUCCUCUCACCUUGUCCCUUGUCAGUUCCAAACAGACAAAACAGAGAAACAAGCCCCCUGCCCUCCUCUCCCUUCCACUGUUAAGGACCCUUUUAAGCAUGUGAUGUUGUCUUAGCAUGGUACCUGCUGGGUGUUUUUUUUUUUUAAGGCCAUUUGGGGGGUUUAUUUAUUUUUUAAGAAAAAAAGCUGCAAAAAUUAUAUAUUGCAAGGUGUCUGGUUUGGGUGAAUUUCAGGGGAAAUGAGGAUGGUCUGGUUUGGGUGAAUUUCAGGGGAAAUGAGGAAAAGAAAAAAGGAAAGAAAUUUUAAAGCCAAUUCUCAUCCUUCUCCUCCUCCUCUUUCCCCCCUCUUUCCUUAGGCCUUUUGCAUUGAAAAUGCACCAGGGGAGGUUAGUGAGGGGGAAGUCAUUUUAAGGAGAACAAAGCUAUGAAGUUCUUUUGUAUUAUUGUUGGGGGGGGGGUGCGGGAGGAGAGGGGGCGAAGACAGCAGACAAAGCUAAAUGCAUCUGGAGAGCCUCUCAGAGCUGUUCAGUUUGAGGAGCCAAAAGAAAAUCAAAAUGAACUUUCAGUUCAGAGAGGCAGUCUAUAGGUAGAAUCUCUCCCCACCCCUAUCGUGGUUAUUGUGUUUUUGGACUGAAUUUACUUGAUUAUUGUAAAACUUGCAAUAAAGAAUUUUAGUGUCGAUGUGAAAUGCCCCGUGAUCAAUAAUAAACCAGUGGAUGUGAAUUAGUUUUA
Pongo pygmaeus (Bornean orangutan) is the source of this 1787-nucleotide messenger RNA. RefSeq names its product homeobox C4 (gene HOXC4). Gene Ontology annotation, biological process: positive regulation of transcription by RNA polymerase II; anterior/posterior pattern specification; embryonic skeletal system morphogenesis. NCBI's taxonomy places the organism in Eukaryota, Metazoa, Chordata, Mammalia, Primates, Hominidae. Gene Ontology annotation, molecular function: RNA polymerase II cis-regulatory region sequence-specific DNA binding; DNA-binding transcription factor activity, RNA polymerase II-specific. The transcript is spliced from 2 exons. Bases 143 to 937 code for a protein of 264 amino acids. Gene Ontology annotation, cellular component: nucleus; nucleoplasm. The record is from RefSeq and is a predicted model, not a curated record.